This is a messenger RNA of Hevea brasiliensis (rubber tree), 2291 nucleotides long. RefSeq names its product probable methyltransferase PMT23. Gene Ontology annotation, molecular function: methyltransferase activity. The record is from RefSeq and is a predicted model, not a curated record. Lineage: Eukaryota; Viridiplantae; Streptophyta; Magnoliopsida; Malpighiales; Euphorbiaceae. Bases 168 to 2060 code for a protein of 630 amino acids. Gene Ontology annotation, cellular component: trans-Golgi network; endosome; cytoplasm. The transcript is spliced from 8 exons.
AGAAGACUCGUAAGAAAGGCCCAGCCUUUUACCUGUUCUUUCUUCUCUCUCUCUCUCUCUCUCUCUCUGUCCCGCUCUCUGUCUUUCAAGAUCUCACUGAGAAAGAAUCUUUCAAUCACAGUUAAAGUAAAUUCUUUCUUCCAAGAUUUCACACACAGAAACCAAAAAUGGCGUUAUCUGUUCAGAAUCUGAUCAAAGAAAAGAAGUUCUUUUUCAUUUUCGCUUUCUUUGUCUUGCUCAUCUGCACUACUUUCCUUUUGUACACAAAUGACACUCGUUUCUCUUCCUUAUCCUUCUCUGAUCUCCAAAAACAAUCCAACCCAUCUUCUUCCCAGUCAUUCUCUCCACCCCCAAUUGCCAUCCCAUCCCCUCCACCGCCUCUUGCCACCGUUUCGCCACCCACCACUGUCACUACUACCGCCGACAGCAAUGAUGAUGCUAGUGGGAAUGGAAAUGGAAAUGGGAAUGAUGAAGAUAGUUCGGUUCUUGUUGGUGGCGAUUUGGGUGGGAUUGAGAAGAUACAGUGGGAGCUCUGUAAGGGGACCGUGGCGGUGGAUUAUAUACCGUGUUUAGAUAAUUCUAACGGCAUAAAAGAACUGCAAUCGAGGAGGCAUAUGGAGCAUAGAGAGAGGCAUUGCCCCAAGCCAAAUCCAAGAUGUUUGCCUCCGCUUCCUAAAGGAUAUAAGGUGCCCCUUCUGUGGCCUAAGAGCAGGGACAUGAUUUGGUAUGAUAAUGUCCCUCACCCUAAGCUUGUUGAAUACAAGAAAGAUCAAAACUGGGUGCGCAAGGAGGGUGAUUUUCUUGUUUUCCCAGGAGGUGGUACUCAAUUCAAGGAUGGAGUAACUAACUACAUCAAUUUCAUUGAAAAGACUUUGCCAAUUAUCCAAUGGGGAAGGCGAACAAGGGUAGUUUUAGAUGUCGGUUGUGGAGUUGCUAGCUUUGGUGGCUAUUUGCUGGACAAAAAUGUUAUCACCAUGUCAUUUGCUCCAAAGGAUGAACAUGAAGCUCAGAUACAGUUUGCUCUAGAGCGAGGAAUUCCUGCUACAUUAUCUGUCAUUGGGACAAAAAAGCUGACAUACCCUGAUAAUGCAUUUGAUCUGAUUCAUUGUGCACGAUGCAGGGUUCAUUGGGAUGCAGAUGGUGGAAAACCACUAAUGGAGCUCAACAGGAUACUGAGGCCUGGAGGUUUCUUUGUAUGGUCUGCUACACCAGUAUACCGUGAUGAUGAAAGAGAUCGCAAUGUUUGGAAUUCUAUGGUGGCUUUGACAAAUUCUAUGUGCUGGAAGAAUGUGGCUAAGACUAUGGAUUCAUCGGGAAUUGGGCUUGUAAUCUAUCAGAAACCUGACUCAUCUUCAUGCUAUGACAAUCGCAAAGAACAAGAUCCUCCUUUUUGUGAUCAGAAUGAUUCACAAAAUGUUCCAUGGUAUGCACCUCUCACUAGAUGCCUUUCAAGACUUCCAGUGGAUACCAAAGGUAACUUGAUCAGCUGGCCUGCACGAUGGCCUUAUAGGCUUAACAGUUUGCCUCCAAGGCUGUCAACUGAGCCGGAUUCUGGAGAUACGUUUUACGAGGACACCAGACAUUGGUCAGUGCUUGUAUCUGAUGUUUAUCUGAAUGCAGAUGCUAUAAACUGGUCGAGUGUGCGGAAUAUAAUGGAUAUGAAUGCUGGCUAUGGAGGAUUUGCAGCAGCACUAGUUGAUCUUCCUUAUUGGGUGAUGAAUGUUAUCCCCUUUGACACAGAAGAUACUCUGUCCAUUAUUUUCGACAGAGGGCUAAUCGGAAUUUAUCACGACUGGUGUGAAUCACUUAGUACCUAUCCUCGAACAUAUGAUGUAUUGCAUUCCAGCUUCCUCUUCAAAACUUUAACACAAAGGUGCGACCUCAUAGAUGUAGCUGCGGAGAUGGAUCGGAUAGUGAGACCUGGCGGAUAUGUUUUGAUUCAAGAUACCAUGGAAAUGAUUCACAAGCUUAGUUCGAUAUUAGGUUCUCUUCAUUGGUCUACCAGUCUCUAUCAGAAACAAUUUCUCAUUGGUAGGAAAGGUUUCUGGCGUCCUGGCUGACAGCUAAAACAAAGCAUAGAAAACCUGCUAUUUGCACUUGCAAUUUCACAUUUGAAGUUUGGUAAGUGUAGAAAAAGUAAAAGGCAAGAACAGAAAGCAGAAAGUGAUUCUUAUUGCAUGACUUUAGCUGAGAAUUCUAAAUCUUAGUCUAUUCUUUCUUCUUCCCUCAUAUUAUUACUUGUUAUAGUGUAAAAUCUUACAAACAUGUUAAUGAGGCAUUUAUUCAUGGCU